UCAUUCGUAAUGCGGGCUCAUUUGAAUUCCAACAUGGCUGACGGCCGAUAAAAAGACCAAGUUUUCUUUAUUCUCAAAGUUUAGUGUGAUCUAUUUCUUUUCGUGGUAAAAUUAUAGGUUAAGAAUGUGCGGUAUAUUCUGUUGUUUGUGUGAAGAUAACGAUGAGUGUAAAAUAUCCGCUGAGAAAAUCAAGCAAUCUGUUACCCCACUACUCAAAAGAAGAGGUCCUGACUGUUUUGGCAGUGCAAGCCGGAAUGUUUUCAGUAGAAAUCCCCAAAAGGCGUAUCACUUAACAUUAGCAGGGUCUGUGCUACACUUGCGAGGAUCGCUGACGCGACAGCCAUACGAGACUGAGGGAGGAAAUGUGCUGGUAUGGAAUGGUGAAAUAUUUGGUGGGGUUGAGAUCCCAAACAAGUCAAAUGAUACAUCUGUACUUUCUCAAUUACUGGAUUUCCAUGGUGAAACAGACCCUGUCAGUCAUGUCGUUGAUGUCAUGUCAAGGAUACGUGGACCCUGGUCAUUUAUUUAUUGGCAAGCUAGUCAAGAGCGAUUAUGGUUUGGCCGCGAUUUCUUUGGUAGAAGAAGUCUUCUUUGGCAUCUCCCAUCUAGUCCUGGAGAUCCUCUUGUCAUUUGUUCUGUUGCUCAGAGAUCACAUCAGAAUGACCAACUGGCAAUGGUAGAACUACCAGCUGAUGGCAUUUAUUGCCUGGAAAUUUCCCCAGAAAAUGAGGUAGAGAAUGGUCCAUUCAAAGUCACCAGAUUUCCUUGGGGUUCCUACUCUCAGAAUACUCAUGUGCUAGCUUCACCAAUUUCUAAGUUUAACUCUACAAUACCUUCCAAAGAGGAUUUAGAAGGUGAAAUGUUACCAGACAUUACCUUGGAUUUGUGUUGUGAGUACUCAAGCCAAAGGCUAAAGUCUACAGAGGAAUUGUUAUGCAAAAUGACAAAGAGCUCUUACAAUGACACAAAACCUGAAAAUACUGUUCGACCUUGUUCUCAAUGCAAUCAUCUGGGAUUUAGCCAAGAUCCUGAUGAAGCUUCUCACUGCAGCGGUGAGUGCUGUCAAUCAUUAUUUGAUGAUAUGUCAAGAAAUGUGUCACAGAACCAUGUGAAGGAAACACAAGCAGAUAAAACAUCUGAUGGUCAGGACUGUAGGAGGAACAGUUGGAUUCAUUUAGCUGAGGCAUUAAUCAAAGUUCUCGGAGAAGCUGUAAGAAAAAGAGUGUUUAAUUUGCCAAGGUGCCAAGAUGAACAAACACUUGCAGCAUUGGACCUUCACAAACGUCAUGGGAGCGAGGAUGGAUGGGUGAAAACAGAUAUUAGAGGUGACAAUCAUGGCAAAGAAGAAACUUUGACAAGUAUAAAUGGAAAGUUCUCAAGGGUCGGUAUUCUAUUUUCUGGAGGGAUAGACUCAAUGAUGUUGGCAGCAUUGGCAGAUAGGUUUGUUCCUUAUUAUGAAUCAAUCGACCUCAUCAAUGUUGCAUUUGAACAAAAGCCAGUACAAACUAAUCCAACCAACAAAAGACUUGCCCGGCAGAGCCAAAGAGAAAUAAGCAGUGCCCACCAAGCCCAAAGAUUUGAUGUCCCUGACAGGAUUACUGGAAAGUCUGGUCUACUGGAGCUAGCCACCAUCGCACCAACCAGGAAGUGGAACUUUUUAGAGGUGAAUGUCACUUUGGAGGAGCUUCAAUACUCAAGAAAGGAAUACAUCUCACACCUGGUGUCCCCCCUGAGUUCUGUGCUGGAUGACAGCAUUGGCAGUGCCCUGUGGUUUGCUGCCAGGGGGGGUGGUGUGCUUCACUGUCCGUCUUGUAUUAGGGAUAGCUCAUCUGACACAGAGUGUGAUCAUCCUUCUGGUUACACCAGCAAUGCUAAGGUGUUGUUGGUUGGAAUGGGAGCAGAUGAGCAGUUGGGUGGCUAUGCAAGACACAGGACGAAAUUCAUGCAGCAUGGAUGGGCGGGGCUUAUUGAGGAGAUAGAGAUGGAAGUCAACAGGAUCGCAACGCGCAAUCUCGGCAGGGAUGACCGCUGUAUAUCUGAUCACGGACGCGAGGCGCGGUUCCCUUUCCUCGACGAGAGCGUCGUGUCGUUUCUCAACGCACUUCCGGUUUGGUGGAAGACGGAUCCGAGACAACCGAGAGGGACUGGAGAGAAGCUGCUUUUACGACAGGCAGCCCGGCUUCUAGGUCUGACGUCAUCGGCGGCGCUGCCGAAGCGCGCGAUUCAAUUCGGAUCUCGAAUUGCUAAACUCGAAAGCGCCAAUGAGAAAGGCUCCGAUGCGUGCUCUCGAUUCGACACCUGACUCCGUGUCUUUACCACUGACACCGAAAAAACGUAGUCCGUGCAAACGGCAAAUGGCAGCUCUUCGACCGAAAGGACCCAUGCUUCCCAAAAUAUUUGCUCCAAAUUCAGAAAAAUAUGAUCAAAACUUACGACUAUCCGUUAAAUGUAAUUGAUAUAUGGUUCUGACAUAGCUUGAGUUUAUUUACCACAUUCAUUUUAACAAAUAAUCAAUACCCAUGAGCACCUUUCGGUCGUUGAACUUAAAAUAGGUGUAUAUUGGGGCGCAUAAAGGACAACAUUUUCUUAAUAGAAAUUCAUGUUCGCGGUAUUCCCAAUAAAUGUAUUAUUAUUGAGACUUUUUCAAGAGAAUUCGCAGAGAAUAUAUAUUAUUCACAUUGGUAAUCAUAAAUUAUAAUUGACAUGUAUUUAAUUCACACAGCUAAUAUCGAAAACGUUACAAAGAACACGAAAUAUAAAAAGUUUUAUCUCAAAUUGUGAACUACUUAUAACAAACAAAAUAGCGAACAAAAUAGCGAACAUUACUGUUAAAUUUUAUCUUUUUGGGGAAAAUAUCGGAUUCCUUUUUUAAUUAAUUUAUUAAUUUUUUUCUUCUCAUUUUUCCUACUCUGCUAUAAGCACUUCCUGUUUCAUGAUAUAGUACAUUUGUAGGCAUUCUAUAAAAUAAAUAUCUAAUUUUGAGUGACGUUACGCAGACAAUAUAAGCUGGUGACCUGCCAAAUUUAUUGCGUUUUAGUUUUUCUCAGCCGAUUAUUCUUUCAAAUGCAAAGUACGUGAAAAAAUUCAUUUGAGUAUCCAGAAGUUUUUUGCUUUUGUCUAAAUUAAUUAAAUACAACGGCCGUUAUGUUAUUAUUCAUCAGAGUUCAUAGGGCCGUAAAACACAUUUGUCAGCUAAAUAUUGACAAAUAUUGUGCGUUUUACUUGAAAUAAACUCCCCAAAGUUUAAUAAGAUAAGUCAAUAGUCAAUAUAUAAGAUGUUUUAAACAAACGUUUAAUAUUUGAACGUGUAAAAAAGCGUGUAUUUGUACAGGUCGAUCUGCCGUUUAAUUUGUAAAAAUGUGAAAAAUACUUGACAUAAACUGCUUUGCCUUCAUUAUAA
Messenger RNA from Nematostella vectensis (starlet sea anemone), 3400 nucleotides. RefSeq names its product asparagine synthetase domain-containing protein 1. The transcript has 10 exons. NCBI's taxonomy places the organism in Eukaryota, Metazoa, Cnidaria, Anthozoa, Actiniaria, Edwardsiidae. The record is from RefSeq and is a predicted model, not a curated record. Bases 125 to 2302 code for a protein of 725 amino acids. Gene Ontology annotation, molecular function: asparagine synthase (glutamine-hydrolyzing) activity.